AUGCCCCAGGAGUCGGCGCGGGACGCCCCCAAGCGGUUGGCGCGGGGCGCCUCCCAGGAGCCGGCGCGGGGUGCCUCCCUGGAGCCGGCGCGGAGCGCCCCCCGGGGGUCUUCGGAGCCCGCCCCCACCGUUGCCCAGGAUCCGGUGUGGGACGUCCCCCCGGAGUCAGCGCGGGGCGCUCCCCGGAGGUCCACGGAGCCCGCUCCCGCCGUCGCGCCUGAGACUCGAGGGCAGCGGAGCGGCAACAAGCGGCCACUGCCGGAUGCCCUGGGGUCGGCGUCUGGCACAGAGGCGAAGCGUGCGCGUCGUCCUUGCUCUCGGGGAACCGCCGCCCCCCGUGGUCUUGUCCUGCAGCUGGCGCCCAAGAAGGCGCUACGGGUGUCGUCCGGCUCUGCGGGGCGGACCACGGUCCCGCCCACAGCGAGCGGCAGGGUCCCCGGUGAGGUCGCGGGUCCCGCCACGGAAGCGGCCCCCGUGACGGCGACCGGCGGAGAGGCGGCACCAUCGGGCGCGGGAGAGGGCGUGGACCCCACUCCGCCUUCCGCUUCCCCGGUCAACCCCUCGGUGCAGAGCGUCGCUCCCCAGGGUCCUCAGGCCGGGGAAGUGAUCGGCCUCGACGCCGACGAGGCGGAGGGAACAGCAGCGGUGGGGACAGGGACUGACGUUCCUGCGGCCGCGACGGGGACGACAGCGGCGAUGGAGGAGGGAGUGUCUGCCUCCGCGGUUGCGGCGUAG
Messenger RNA from Setaria italica (foxtail millet), 735 nucleotides. RefSeq names its product proteoglycan 4-like. The coding region runs from base 1 to 735 and encodes 244 amino acids. The transcript is spliced from 2 exons. NCBI's taxonomy places the organism in Eukaryota, Viridiplantae, Streptophyta, Magnoliopsida, Poales, Poaceae. The record is from RefSeq and is a predicted model, not a curated record.